GGAUAAUCUGAGUAACAUCGCCGAGGAACCUUCUCUGGAAACCUGCAGUGCUACGGAGAUGAUCGAGCGAAAGGUCUCCGAAUCUAUGACAAAUCUCCAAGAUCAUAUUGAACAGAACCCAGAACACAGUGUAGAAGUUGAUGGCCCUCCUGUUGUGAACAGAUAUGACGUGUUAGUUAUACCCUCAGACAAAUAUCCUGCUGAACCAGAACAGGGACUUUUAGUUUUUGAUGAUGACGAUCCAGAAAUAAUGUUUGAUGUCGAGUCCAUUGGUGAUGAAGGUGAUAUUGAUAUCAUGGUAACCGAGCAAAGUUUCAUUACUGUUAACACUGUCCCCAAUUUCAUCGCUUUAUCAGAAGGAAACGAAGACGAUGAUAAAAUGUCUGUAAAGUCCAUGAGUAGUGAAAGUUCGAAAGCAUCAAGUAAAAAGCAGUUCAGCUACUCGAAACCAAUUUUAACACAUCAAAAUAAGCCUUUACUUUAUUCUGAAGUUUUGAAAUCGAAACCUUCGAAUAUUUUGCCCGAUGACAUUUCGAACAGAAAUCCCCUAGCGAGAUCAUCUUCCGGAGAGAAACUUAGAAAGUCCCUAUCCAAAGACGAUCUUUGUAAAUUCUCUCCUGAAGACAUCGCACAUGAUACACCAGAAUCCAUGAAAGAUGUCCAAAAUAAGCCCAUUAAAAAGUCACCAUCAAAUGGAAGUCUUUCUCGCAUUCCAGUGAGAAGAACAUCUCGAGGAAGCUCUGACAGCAAAGAGCGAUCACGCUCCUCGUCCAGGGACAGUUCAUUGGAGGGUCCAAGGAGAAGGUCUUCAUUAGACAGUAACGGUAAAAACUCAAGGAGAACUUCAAGAUCCUCGUCCGGUGAAAGUUUAAGCAAGAUUCCAAUAAGGCGAUCGUCUCUGGGAAAAAAACGGCGAAAUUCCAAUGAAAUAAUAAGAUCACCCUCCAGAGAUAGCUUGAAAAGUGACCAAAGUGGUAAACCUUACCACUCAAAACCACCACUCCCCAGAUCUCAUUCAAAAGAUGGCAUUGAAAAAAAAACAGACAAUCGUCGUAAGUCUAGCUCAGACUCAAAGGAUUGUCAUGAAAAGAAUAACAUCCCAGACAUUUCUCCCAAAAAAAGUGGGCAAAAAUCCGAAGCUUUUUCUACUAAAUCAACUCCGCCAAAAUCACCUUCGAGAGAAGUAUAUGAAGGUAUAGGGAUAAAAACCUUCUCAAGAUCAACCUCAAAAGAUAGCCUUAGUGGGAAAUCAGAUAUCUCAAUGAAAAGAAGAAGUUCUAGUCCAUCAAAGAUCCCCACCCGGAUGAGCCGGUCAGAGUCAAUAGAAAGCAUAGGGAGAUCAUCAGUUAGCAGUAAAGGUUCGUUCGCGUAUAAGCGAUCGAGAAGUCCCAAGCAGCCCAAUAGUCCCUCUAGAAUCCCAGUGGUCAAAUCCCCUUCAACUGAUCGUAAAGUACGAUACAACUCAAUCUCCUCUAAUAACAGCGAACCUUACAGUACUGGUCAAGUGUUUUCCUUAGUGUCAGCGUCUAAAGAUAGCAUGAUAUCCAGACACAGCACCAUUUCUAACUUAUCCCAACCUCAACCGCUAAAUGAGGAUCAAUUGCACUCUGCCUCAUUGGCAAGUUCUGAUUUUCCCAGUUCUUCUAAAUGUCCACCGGGAGAAAUUUCGGCACAGCCACCUUCUUCAGAUGAUUAUCUACCCCACCACAGAAAAGAUUCGUCCAGCUCAUCAUCAUCUGAUGACAAUCCUCCAAUUGUUUACUUUGACGUAGUUGGGGUCGACCACGCAAAACCCACUGAUGAAAUAACGGAUCAGGCCAAGCUGGAAAGACAGUCGAAUAGGAGUAGAAAUUCUGACAGAAGCAUCAAGUCAUCACAAUCAGGGAACAGCAAACAAUCAGUCUCUUCAAAUCACAGUAAGCCUACAACAAAAACCAGUCUGAUAGAUGAGAAUGAUACAGUGUCCGAAUGCUCAGGAUCCUUCAUCAGUGAUAACAGUUUCUUAAGAAAACACCACUCCGCCCAAAUAACGUACAGUGACUCCGAGGACUCUAAUAACCCUGUCUCCACAAAAAAGAUCAUGUUAGACAGGAUACUGAGUGGGAACUAUGGUAACAAGGGUGAGAAUCUUGGUUUUAUGGAUAGUAUGUCUGAUCGCGAGGGUUCGUUUGCAGGGGUUUCUUCAGAUGGAUUAGAGAAACUAGGGAAGCGAAGGUGCUGUUAGCGAGGGCUCGGUUAUGUGGAGGGAAGGAAAAGUGGAACCAUUAGGUCUUACCAGUGUAGAACCACUUAGCUGUAAGCACAUAGUUAUUGGGGAUGCCCCUGACGCGGAAGAAGCCAAUCUGAAUACCCUCCACUUUCCUACCAUGUCUGACUAUGUUAGGUGGACUGAAAAUCAGAGUAUCUCAGGUCAGAGUUAUGAUGUGGAUUCUGUUGGAUCCAUGAGGAACUACGAUGAAAUUGAAUUUUCUGACGGGGAAAAUUCAACCCUAGAACAGGAGCUAUUGUACAAAUAUGCCAACUACAAGAAUCAAAUAAGUUUAGGUGAACCUACAGAGGGUAGGAAACUGGAGGAUAUUCUAAGCAUGGAUGAGAUGAGUCUGACUUCAUCCAAACUGGGAUCCGAUCACGGCAGUAACAUCAUGUCAGUCUACUCUAUAGAGGAGCUGGCCUCUUCUUCUACCAGUACAAUAGUUGACGAGGAGGAGACCCGACACGUGGUACUGUACCAAGAUGCUCCUGAUGGUAACUAUGGUAACCAAGAUGCUCCUGAUGGAGUGUACCAAGAUGCUCCUGAUGGGAUGUACCCUCCCCGCUACUUCGACCCAGAGGAGAGGUCCGCCUCGGUUGCUUCUCGUGAUCUGCCCGAGGAAAGGACUGAUCCAGUGCAACGUUCUCGUUCCCAGACCAGUAUCUCUAGUUCUCUUUAUUCAGCGGUAAGUAAGGAUCUGGGACACUAUGCAGACGCGUUUAAUGAUGCGAUGGAGCCUCAUCAACAGCCAGCUGGUAUAGAGGUGGACACGUUCAACAGAAAGUAUAGCAAAAGAGUCAGUGCUUUACAAAAAGCAAACAGACAGCAAUCUGCGACCCUGCCUCGGAACAGGAAGUCUACACCAAGCUCAGAAGAUAAAGUCAGAAAAACCUACACCCUCCCAAGAAAGCAACCUAAGGAGCCAGGGGCUCUGACCAACUUCCUCAAUCAGACUUACUCCGGACGGGUUCCUCCCUCUAAAAACAGCGAGAGUCGCCUGCUCAGCAGAUCACUCACUUUUGGGUCAGCCAGUGAUUAUAAAAAGUUUGAAGGGGACGAGUGGGCCAGGUCCCUACCAAGACAUCUCGGGAGAAAGGCUUACAUGAGACAUCCCUCUCUUCGGCAGGUUGAUUGGAGUGUAAUGGGCCGUAAAGGAACUGAACCAGGUUUUCUAAUGAAUCCUACUGGAAUAGCAGUUGAUGAGGGCUGUGUAGCUAUUGCGGAGGAAGGUAACGGGAGAAUCCAAAUCUUUAUAGAAGACGAAAGCGAGUAUUGUAUCAACAAUCUGGUUAACCCCUGCGGUAUCGCCCUCUCACCUAAACACAUUUAUGUUUCUGAUAUAGACACAAAUACGAUCAGGAUCUUCGGCAGAAAUGCUCUUGAAAGAGCUGUUCUUGGUGAACCAGGAAAUCAAAAGGGUCAGUUUAACGAGCCUCGCGGUAUAGCAGUGAACAACAGUAACGGUGAUUUAGCCGUGUGUGACACUGAGAACCACCGUGUACAGAUAUUUGACGUUCAGGGCAACUUUAUCAAAACCAUCGGCAAGAAGGGGAAAACCAAGGGUGAUUUCAGAGAACCGAUUAGUUGCACGUACGACCGAUGGGGCCGUCUUCUGGUAUCCGAUCACUGCAACUACCGAGUCCAGAUAUUCGACAACAACUACCAAUACCUGGCUGACUUUGGCAAAUACGGCAAGAGUUCGGGGGAGUUCUGGGGGGUCAACGGAUUGUGUAGUCAUCUGAACGGGGACAUUCUGGUGGUGGAUAGUGAUAACAACUGCUUGAGUGUCCACAGCUCUGAUGGUAGAUUUAUCAGUGUUUUCGGCAGGAGAGGAGCAGAGAGGUGGGAGUUCCUUUACCCUCAUUCAGUCGGGACUGAUGAGGUUGGCAAUGUUUACGUGAGCGACUGGGGCAACCACAGGAUCCAUAUCAUGGACAAGAAACUUCUUCCUUACCUGGAGCUUGAAUCUCAUAUGUUGUAACCUAUUAGAUCAUACGACAAGCCAAAAAGCAGCAUGCACCGUGAGAAGGUGUGAUUGAAUUGUGACGACGUGAUAUUGACAUGAUAUUGAAACCACUGUCGCUGCCUGCAGCAAUGAUCAUGAUUUAAUUUGAUGACAAGUUCAGAAAUGAGAAAUCGAUGUAUUAUGUAUUAUAUAUUUGUAGUUUGUACUCCACAACGUUUUGUGCAUUAUGACAGAUUUUAAUCGGAUUUAUGAUUUUUAAUUUCACAUUUAUUUAAAGACGAGUCCACGGUAUACUUUUUUAUAAAUGUGUAUCACUAUCAGUAUGGUGAUUAAUGAAUAAGUUGAUUAAAUCUUGGCAUGAUUAUAAUGCUUUGAAAAACAGAUUUUUUUAACCGGUUUUAGAAAAUUCUGACCUAAAAGAUUGCAAUUACUUGUACCCGCUGUGAUUCGUAAAGAUAUUAAAUUGCCAUUAUAUUAUGCAUAUUCAUGGUUUACGAAACUUUUCCGAAGUUAUCGAAUCAGCUAUGUUCAAUGUUCAAUGCAUUGUUUAUAGUUAUCAGUUAUACAGACAUAUCACUAUAUUGAAAAAUCCUUUCCACUUUCACUGUUCACUGAUUCAAUUAUUUCUGCAGCGGGCAGUAUGUCGAUGUGUGUACAAUUAUAAUUAUAUUGAUGAUUACUUAAUUUUAAUUUAGUUUAUUGAUCAAAUGUUGAACUUGAAUGUUUAUUAACAGUUAACGCAGUAAAUUUUAUUGAUUUCCUUUCCAAUUUUUGAA
Molecule: messenger RNA, 4993 nt
Organism: Bolinopsis microptera
Lineage: Eukaryota; Metazoa; Ctenophora; Tentaculata; Lobata; Bolinopsidae
Exons: 6
Coding region: 2238-4232 (664 amino acids)
Biological process (GO): protein polyubiquitination; proteasome-mediated ubiquitin-dependent protein catabolic process
Molecular function (GO): ubiquitin protein ligase activity; protein binding
Source: RefSeq, a predicted model, not a curated record